Opisthorchis viverrini is the source of this 663-nucleotide messenger RNA. RefSeq lists its product as hypothetical. Bases 1 to 663 code for a protein of 220 amino acids. The transcript is spliced from 4 exons. The record is from RefSeq and is a predicted model, not a curated record. Lineage: Eukaryota; Metazoa; Platyhelminthes; Trematoda; Opisthorchiida; Opisthorchiidae.
AUGAAUAGUGGGGUUGGACAUCAAAUAGUGGAAGCUUACAUUGGUGCUGUGGUUAGUAACGUGAAAACUUUCAUAAAGGAAACUACUCAUAAGUUUGCCGAAAACUCUUCGACAGCCCACGACCGGUUUCGCCCUUCUUGGAGCUCAUCAGGUAGGCGCAGUCCACGAGUUUCCGUCAACCUCAUGUUCUACUUGAACCCAAAUUGGACUCCUGUCUCGUUUUGCCAAUAUAUACGUGUUGGGGUGUCCAGGGUGUCAUCCCCACCAGUGAAAUCGUCCAGCUGUAGCACCCUUUCGGCGCCUAACUACCAUGCCACCCGAAGGUUGCACGAGGGCUGGGAUACUGCCAGGUUGCCCAAGCCUAGACAGGGGAAGUCGAGAGGCAGAGAUCGGGUUCGAACCACGGACCUUUCGGCCAGGGGUGGGAUAGCUCAGUGGUUAGAGUGGGAAUUUACAGGCCGGAAGGUCCGUGGUUCGAAGCCGACACCUGCCUCUUGUCUUUCCCUGUCUAGGCUUAGUCAGUCUGGCAGGAUCCCGGCCUUCGUUCUUCCCUCUGGUGGCAUGUCAGUUAGCCACCGAAAGGGUGCACUGAACGAUACUGUUCAACUGAAUGUGCUACGAAGCGUUCAGCCGGGAUUCAGGCGAUUCCCCGUUGAAGGCUAA